AAUUAGCUUCAAAUAAAUAAAAUAAAAAUGUCAUCUUUAUCAUUCAUACCUUAGAGGAGGCAUCUGUCUUCUCCCAACACGAAAUCGACCCAAAGUCUCCACCUUUCGAUCCAAUCCAUGGCCGUUGAACAAGUAACCGACGACUCUCCUCCCUCUUCCACUCCCAAAGCCUCCCCCUUGGGAUCCUCCGUGAUUCCCAUCGUCAACAAGCUCCAAGACAUCUUCGCCCAGCUCGGAACCCACUCUUCAAUCGAGCUCCCUCAGGUAGCCGUCGUCGGGAGCCAGAGCAGCGGUAAGUCCAGCGUCCUCGAAGCCCUCGUCGGCCGAGACUUCCUCCCUCGCGGCAACGACAUCUGCACUCGCCGCCCUCUCGUCCUCCAGCUUGUCCAGACCAAAAGCAAGUCUAGUGGAGGAUCCGACGACGAGUGGGGAGAGUUUCUCCACUUGCCUAGCAACCAUCGUAUCUACGACUUCUCUGAGAUUCGCCGUGAAAUUGAGGCUGAGACGAAUAGGUUAGCGGGAGGGAACAAAGGUGUUAAGGACAAGCAGAUUCGUUUGAAGAUAUUUUCUCCCAAUGUGUUGGAUAUUACGCUUGUGGAUCUUCCUGGGAUCACCAAGGUGCCUGUGGGUGACCAGCCGACUGAUAUUGAAGCGCGUAUUAGAACCAUGAUCUUGUCUUAUAUUAAGCAGCCUAGCUGUUUGAUACUGGCUGUUACUCCUGCUAAUUCCGAUUUGGCCAACUCUGAUGCGCUUCAGAUUGCAGGGAACGCUGAUCCUGAUGGUCACAGAACUAUAGGUGUUAUCACAAAGUUGGAUAUCAUGGACAAAGGUACCGAUGCUCGUAAUCUACUUCUUGGGAAAGUUGUGCCUUUACGACUUGGAUAUGUGGGAGUCGUAAACCGUUGCCAGGAGGAUAUUUUACUAAACCGUUCAGUCAAGGAUGCACGUAGCGCAGAAGAGAAGUUCUUCCAGAGUCGUCCAGCUUAUCAUGGUCUUGCUGAUCGUCUGGGUAUCCCUCAGCUAGCGAAGAAGCUAAAUCAGAUUCUUGUUCAACAUAUCAAGGCCCUGCUUCCUGAUUUGAAGUCGCGUAUAAGUAAUGCUUUGGUUGCUACAGCUAAGGAGCAUCAAAGCUAUGGUGAAAUUACAGAGUCCAGGGCUGGUCAAGGAGCUCUUCUCCUCAACUUUCUUUCAAAAUACUGUAAAGCAUACUCUUCAUUGUUGGAAGGGAAAAGUGAAGAAAUGUCUACAUCCGAGCUCUCCGGAGGAGCAAGAAUUCACUAUAUUUUCCAAUCAAUCUUUGUUAAGAGUUUGGAGGAGGUUGAUCCGUGCGAAGACUUGACAGAUGAUGAUAUUCGGACUGCGAUCCAGAAUGCAACUGGUCCAAGAUCCGCAUUAUUUGUUCCGGCCGUUCCAUUUGAAGUUCUUGUAAGGAGGCAGAUAUCUCGUUUGCUAGAUCCUAGCCUUCAGUGUGCCAGGUUCAUUUUUGAUGAGCUCAUAAAGAUUAGCCAUAAAUGUAUGAUGAAUGAGUUGCAGCGCUUCCCUGUCCUGAGAAAGCGCAUGGAUGAGGUUAUUGGGGAUUUCCUGCGAGAAGGUCUUGAACCCUCAGAAGCAAUGAUCGGGGAUCUCAUUGAUAUGGAGAUGGAUUACAUAAACACUUCACAUCCAAAUUUUAUUGGUGGAACCAAGGCCGUGGAGGCUGCAAUGCAUCAUGUGAAGUCUUCAAGGAUUCCCCAUCCUGUGGCACGACCAAAGGAUACAGUGGAACCUGAUAGAACAUCUUCUUCUUCCGCAAGUCAAGUGAAAUCUCGAUCUUUUCUCGGAAGACAAGCUAAUGGAAUUGUUGUAGAUCAGGGAGUUGUAUCUGCAGAUGCUGAAAAGGCUGCACCAGCUGCAAAUGCGAGUGAAUCAAGAUGGGGCAUUCCUUCAAUUUUUCGAGGGAGUGAUAAUCGGGGAGUUACCAAAGAAAACUUCGUAAACAAACCGUUCAGUGAAGAUGUUGAGGAUAUGUCUCAGAACAACUCAUCGAUGAUCUACCUGAAGGAGCCCCCGGCUGUCUUGAGGCCUUCCGAAACCCAUACAGAACAGGAAGAUAUUGAAAUUCAGAUAACAAAGCUCUUACUUAAAUCAUACUAUGACAUUGUGAGGAAGAAUAUUGAGGACUUAGUACCAAAAGCAAUCAUGCAUUUCCUGGUAAACCACACGAAACGUGAGCUGCACAAUGUCUUCAUCAAGAAGCUUUACAGGGAGAACUUGUUUGAAGAAAUGUUGCAAGAGCCAGAUGAGAUAGCAGGUAAGAGGAAACGCACUCAGGAGACUCUCCACAUUCUUCAGCAAGCUUACAGGACACUAGACGAGUUGCCUUUGGAAGCAGGAUCAGUCUCCAAUGGUGGUACCGAUACAACAGGCGUGUCGAAAUAUCUGGACUUGCCCACAUCUUCUUCGAUGUAUUCAACGAUCAGUUCACCAUACUCAGCAUCUCCAAGUACGGGAAGAAGAUACAGAAGAGCAGGAGAUCAACACCAAAACGGAUAUGGAUUCUGACAUGAUCCAGAAUCAAUAUAUCUGACUUGUGAUAAAUGAUAAAACGCAUUUUCACUCGGUUAGUGACUCUCAUCAGGUAUUUAGUAUAAUUAAAUUAUGUGUUGGCAAAAUGAAGAAAGUUAUAUAAGAGAAUGGAACAAGGGGUGUUGGAGUCUGCAUUGGGUUUGACUGGUGAGAGAGUUGUAAGGGAAUGAAGAAGGUGAUAUAGUAGUUUUUAUUGGGUUCAGAUGUUCCCUGUAAUGUAAGCAAUAACAGGAAGCAAACUCUUUCACUUCUAUAUAUCUUGAAUUGGUUCAAUAAUAAUGUACCCUAUUUGAGUUCCC
Messenger RNA from Brassica rapa (field mustard), 2864 nucleotides. RefSeq names its product dynamin-related protein 3A. The record is from RefSeq and is a predicted model, not a curated record. Lineage: Eukaryota; Viridiplantae; Streptophyta; Magnoliopsida; Brassicales; Brassicaceae. Gene Ontology annotation, biological process: peroxisome fission; mitochondrial fission. Gene Ontology annotation, cellular component: membrane; cytoplasm; microtubule. Gene Ontology annotation, molecular function: microtubule binding; GTPase activity; GTP binding.